This is a messenger RNA of Manihot esculenta (cassava), 3097 nucleotides long. Its product is annotated as putative disease resistance protein RGA1. Gene Ontology annotation, molecular function: ADP binding. The coding region runs from base 118 to 2523 and encodes 801 amino acids. Gene Ontology annotation, biological process: defense response to other organism. The record is from RefSeq and is a predicted model, not a curated record. Lineage: Eukaryota; Viridiplantae; Streptophyta; Magnoliopsida; Malpighiales; Euphorbiaceae. The transcript is spliced from 2 exons.
CACAGUACUUGAACAAGUCCACUCACAUGGAGAAUCUACCAAUUUCUUAGCUUUGCUUUCUCAUUGGACUAAUCAUUUCAUCAUUUCUUCUCUUCCUAAUCCAAACUACAAAAAUCAAUGGCGGACUCUUUUCUCCUCAGCAUUGCAGAAAGUGUUCUUGGGAAGUUGGGCUCUCUUACUCUGGAAGAAUUCUUCUUGGCAUGGGGACUUGAAAGCGAUCUUGAGAAGAUUAAGGAGAACUUGAAGGUCAUCAAAGCCGUGCUUUCGGAUGCAGAGCAGCAGUUGUCGCAGAAUCCACGGAUAGAGAUUUGGCUGGAGAAUCUCAAACAAGUCCUAUAUGAUGCAGAAGAUGUGGUGGAUGAGUUUAAAUGUGAAGCUUUGCGAAGGAAAGUGGUCAAGUCUGGGAACACCACUCGAAAGGUACGCCGAUUCCUUUCUAGCUCUAAUCCACUUGCGUUCCGAUUUAGAAUGGGACAUAAACUCAAGCAGAUUAGAGAGAGGGUAGAUGAAAUCGCAGCUCUUAAGUCCAAAUUUAGUCUUACUGAGCGAAUUUUUGAUAGGCCUGUCAUUCAUAGGGAGAGGGAGAUGACCCACUCCUUUGUAUAUGCUUCUGAUGUCAUUGGGAGGGAUCAAGCUAGAGAUACAAUCAUGGAGACGUUGGUGCAAUCUUCUGACGGUGAAAAUGUCUCCAUUAUUCCAAUUGUUGGAAUUGGAGGUCUUGGGAAGACCACACUUGCUAAGUUGGUGUAUAAUGAUCCAAGGGUAGCUAAUCAUUUUGAGUUGACAUUAUGGGUUUGUGUUUCAGAUGUCUUUGAAUUAGACAAGGUGAUUAUUAAAAUUCUUACUUGUGCAGAUCCCGGGAAAAAAUUUAUGGAUAUGGGUAUAGAGCAGCUGCAAAGAUCCUUGCGAGAGGCUUUGAAUGGAAGGAAAUAUUUAUUCAUCCUAGAUGAUGUGUGGAGUGAGGACCCUAGAAAAUGGCUUGAACUCAAAACUUUGUUAAUGGGAGGUGCUAAUGGAAGUAAAAUUGUAGUCACCACUCGUAGCAGUCGUGUUGCUGAAAUCAUGGGCACAGUCUCUCCCCAAAAUUUGAGUCUUCUUCCACAUCGAGAUUGUUUGUCAUUGUUCUUCAAAUGUGCAUUUAAAGAAUAUGAAGUACAACAAAAUCCAAAUUUGACAACAAUUGGGGAAGAAAUAGUGAGAAAAUGCAAAGGAGUUCCGCUAGCAGUCAUAACUUUAGGGUCGUUGCUUUACUCUGUAACUGAUGAACGUGAGUGGGAAUUUAUAAGAGAUAGUAAGAUAUGGGAAUUAAAGCAGAAGGAAAAUGAUAUUUUGCCUGCUUUAAGAUUGAGCUAUGAACACUUGCCAUCUUACUUAAAAAGAUGCUUUGCAUAUUGUUCAAUUUUUCCCAAGGAUUAUCAAUUGGAUGAUAUUGAAUUGGUUUAUUUGUGGAUGGCAAAUGGACUUGUUCAAUCUUCCAAUGAGAAUCAAGAGUUAGAAGAUGUUGGCUUUCGCUACUUUAAAGAGUUGUGUUCUAGGUGUUUCUUCCAAGAUUUUUCUGAAGAGUUUGGUAAUGUUAAGUGUAAAAUGCAUGAUCUAAUACAUGAUCUAGCAUUAUCCAUUACACAAAAUGAAUGCUCAAUGUUUCUUGACAGCACUCAACAGAUUGCCAAGAGUGUACGACAUGUAUCUUUUCCCCAUCCUGAAUCACUUCCGAAAGAUGUUCCUAAAUCCUUACAAAACUUGGAAUGCAUGCGGACCAUUUGCUUUAUAAAUGAAAGAAGAGAGAGAAUAAGCAGUGAAAUGUUCAUUAAGACAUGUUGCUCAAGAUUUCAGUACUUGAGAGUCUUGGAUUUGAGUUAUUCAAGCUUUGAGGAGCUGCCAGCAAGUAUAGGCAAUUUGAAGCAUUUGAAAUAUCUUAGUUUAUGGAGGCACUUUAACAUCAAAAGACUUCCUAAUUCAAUAUGUAAGUUACAAAGCUUGCAGACUCUACUUCUCUGUCGAUGUUGGAAUCUUCAAGAGUUGCCCAAAGAUAUAAGGAGCAUGAUUAACCUCAGAUUUCUUUGGAUUACUACAGAGCAAAAGUAUUUUCCAACGGGUGGAAUAGGUUGUUUGAAGUCUCUUCGAUUUCUUUUUAUUACUGAAUGUGGAAAUCUGGAAUAUUUGUUUGAAGACAUGCAAGGUCUGAAAAAGCUUCGAAGAUUGGUCAUCUUUGGUUGUGAAAGUUUGAUCUCUUUGCCACAAAGUAUAAAAUGCCUAGCAACAUUAGAUACUAUUUGUAUUGAUGAUUGUGAAAACCUGGAUUUGAGAAUGAAGGAAGGAGAAGAAACGCAAUUCAGCCUCCAAAGAUUAGAGUUAAGACGGUUGCCAAAAAUUGUGGACUUUCCAGAGUGGCUUAUUCGAAGAUCUACCAAUAGUUUAAAAGUGUUGAAAGUUCAAGAAUGCAACAACCUCAAAGAAUUGCCAAAUUGCCUACAGAACAUGGCGUCACAUCCAGAGAAGAGGCUGGUCGAAGCACAUCCCUGAGUUGAGCAUUUCAGCUUGCAUUUGGACAUUUAUGAAAUUAGAACAUUUACUGGUGAGGUUUUCUCCUAAAAUAUUUAAAAAUUCAAUCAGCAUAAAUAUUUACACUUGUAUAUAUGCAUUGAUAUACUGCAACUUCUUCUUCUUUUUUUUUUUUUUCAUUCACUGAAAAUAUUACAAUUCUUUGAUCAAGAUUUUUUCCAAUAAAUAAUGCAAAAAAAUGGAGACUCAGGAGCAAAAUCAACACUAAGCCAACUUAGAAAUAUUUUCAUUUCUUGUAUGGAAGGAAAACUAUAUAUAACAAAUCUUUUGAAGGGAAAUAGUACAAAGCUUUGCAUUGCUAUCCCUUUUCUUUAAGUUUUUUUUUUUUCGCAGGUGAUAGAAAAAGACGAUUCAGUGUGUAUGGCUUCUACUUAUAUUUCUUGAAUGAUUUGUUAUCUUAAUCUCUGUUUUUUUAAUUAAUAUAUUAUCAUCUCCUAGAAUUCUGUAUUUUCUUUUAAUUGUAAAAUAUUGUUGGGAUGACAGUUUAAGAAUUGAUUUAAGAUUCUCAAAUAUUAUAAAAUUAUUAUUGUAUUUA